AUGUCAUGUCCUCGUCUGACUGGUACAGCAGCGUUGCUCAAGAGCUCACACCCUGACUGGUCACCAGCUGCUAUUCAGUCUGCAAUGAUGACAACUGCCGAUGUACUAGAUCAUGAAGACAAGCCCAUUCUUGACUACAAUUAUGUUCCAGCUGAACUCUUUGCCACUGGUGCAGGCCAUGUUAACCCCUCCAAAGCAAACGAUCUGGGGCUUGUCUACGACAUCCAACCAGACGAUUACAUUCCUUAUUUGUGCGGUUUCAAGUACAAUGACAAAGAGGUUGUUUCUCCAGAGGGAGUAAGCAUUCAAGUAAAGCCUGAGGAGAUUGUGUUCACCAAGCUGAAACAGACAGCAACUUACAAAGUGACUUUCAGCCUAGAUGAUGAGGGCUAUAGUCAGAGUGCUGGCCAUAAGUUAUUUGCUCGAGGCUCCCUGCAAUGGAUUUCUGCUGAACAUGGUGUUAGUAGCCCAAUUUUUGUCGCAUUCAAAAACGACGAUAGGAUGCUGCUACUCACACCUUAG
Messenger RNA from Prunus armeniaca (apricot), 522 nucleotides. Lineage: Eukaryota; Viridiplantae; Streptophyta; Magnoliopsida; Rosales; Rosaceae. The record is from the annotation of a GenBank genome assembly.